AUGACUUCACUCGACGCGAAUGACGAAGAAAAUAUCCAAAUUGACCCAGCAGAGCCUCUUAAGGGUAUUGUUGUCUGCUGCACAAGUAUUCCUGCUGAACAUCGUACAACCAUCGCCGCCAAAGUUGCAGAGCUGGGCGGUAUUCACAAAUACGACCUUACACCCGACGUUACCCAUCUUAUUGUUGGUGACUACGGUACACCGAAAUAUCGCCAUGUCGCCCGUGAACGCCCCGACAUCAAGGCUAUGGACGCCGCCUGGAUAGAAGACCUCAGCGAAAUAUGGAAGAACGACGACGAGAUCGAUUAUCGACAGCUCGAGAACAAAUACCAACUCAAGCCUCUAGAGAAACGAGGCAUCGACCCUACAGCUGAACCACAACAAGGAGAAGCGACAAGAGACUCAUUGCUCAUUUGUCUCACGGGAUUCGGCGAUCAAAGGGACGAAAUUGCACAUAAAAUCAUCUCAAACGGAGGGUUAUACACGGGCGACUUGACGAGACGAUGCACGCAUCUCAUCGUCAAUAAACCUGAAGGCAAGAAAUAUGCUGCAGCCAAGGCAUGGGGUAUCCAUCCAGUCACGCUUGCUUGGCUUGAACAAUCCGUUGCUCGGAGAAUGAUCUUGGAGGAGACCAAAUUCGAUCCUACAUUACCUCCUGAAGAACAGGGAAAGGGAGCCUGGGUCAAAAGGGAGCUCAAGCGUUCGCUGAGCAAACGAUCAAAAUCUGCGGUCGGAAUUGGCGCCGAGGAGGGUCCUAGGAAGCUCAGGAAGACUGCUAGUAUGAAGCUCAGUUCUCAGCACAGUCAUAUCUGGGGCGAUAUUCUUGGUAGAUCAACAUCAAGAGAGUAUUCGUUUGCUCAAGACAAUAAUCCGGAGGACACAAACCCACCACAAAAUCAACAACAGCAGCCUCAGCGUGCAGAAGCCCAGCCUCAACCUCCACCUCCUUUAGCCCCCGAAGACCAAGGCAUUUUCACAAGCUGCUUCUUCUACAUACACGGGUUCACAGCACAGAGAACUUCUGUUCUGGAGCAAACUCUUAUUACACUUGGCGCUUCCAUAUGUUCUUCACUGCAUGAAGCUGCUCUUGGGAAAACACCCCGACCACCUCGCAGCCGCUUUAUGAUCGUUCCCCAGGCCUCUCAACCCAAUACCCACCCCCAGGAAUCGUACGACAACGUUCACGUUGUGACGGAAUACUAUAUCGAAAAGUGUCUCCAUAAUAAGCAAUACUUUGACCCUACCGAACACGUCCUUGGGCGCCCAUUCCCUUUCUUCCCCAUUCCAGCCUUCGCCAACCUUGUCAUUUGCAGUGCCGCUUUCACAGGCAUAGAACUUAACCAAGUCGCCCGUGCUGCUGCUCAGCUAGGCGCCAAGUUCGAUGGAGAAUUUCGCAAGACUACAAGUGUUUUAAUAUGUAAGGAUAUCACUUCUAUGCGUAAGGAGAAACUCCGCAUGGCUUUGAAAUGGGGUGUCCCUGUCGUGUCAGCAGAUUGGUUUUGGGAGUGCAUCUCGACUGGCUACAAGGUUCCCCUCGAUGACUACAUCUUCCCAGAGAUAAAGAGCAGAUACUCGGAGAAGGCCCAAAGCACUCCUAAGCCAGCGCCUAAACCCGUCUCUGAAGGCCGGGCACAGCACAAAUCAAUACAGCGCACCCACUCAGAGCCUGUUGUAAAGCCCACGAAAGCGAAGAUGCCAAAACCCCCGUCUGGUGCUGGUGUCGACGCCACAGCUUUUGAUAAAGAUUCUCCAGAGAAACCUUCUCGGAAGACGACUACUAAAGCUACUGCUCCUGACUCUGAUAUCUCGGCGGACUUUGCAACGGCUCGGACGCACCAGAAAACAAUGAAUAGUCUCCCUAAAGAAAACGACUUCGACGCUCCCCUCGCUGAGGUUCUGCAGGCACGGCUUAACAGGUCUCCCUCCCCUACAAAACAGCAUACAUCACUACCACGUACUCGCUCCGAUCCUACUAGCAAAGCUACCACAGAUCCACAAGCGGAGGAAACAACAGAUGUCUCCCCGAAUCCGCAAGAAAACCCUUUCCAGCAGACGAAGCAACAAACAGCAGAGCAAGCUCGCCUUCGCGCUAAAGCCGCCGAGCGCCAAGCCCUCUCUUCAAAACUAACCUCCCUCAUCGAGACGACCACGCCAAACCUCCCGUCAUUUGCCUCUGACGACACUGAACAGACAGCUCCACGACGUAAGCGUCAACUAUUUGGGCGCGCCAUCAGUAAUGCCUCCAACACCAGCAGCGUCGCCUCUCGUUCUGCUGCCGAGCUCCAUGAUGUAUUCGGGGACGAAGACAAAGACGGGGAAAACCAGUCUGAGCCACCAGCAACACAGCUAGAGUACCGAGAUGAUAAGGCGAAGGAGUGUCGGGCUGCUCUAAUGAGUCGUAUGAUGGGCGGCAGUGGCGAGGUCAAACCAGCGUCCACAAGCACACAGAAUCUGGUUGGUGGAGGAACUCGAAUAUUGAGAAAACGCUAG
Messenger RNA from Fusarium sp. VM40, 2490 nucleotides. The record is from the annotation of a GenBank genome assembly. Lineage: Eukaryota; Fungi; Ascomycota; Sordariomycetes; Hypocreales; Nectriaceae.